AUGUCCUUGCGGUGCCUGGUCAUUGGCAGUGCGAUCGUCUUCUUCGCCUCCGUGAUCCAUGCAGAACGGUCCAAAAUCGAACACCAGGCACUGGAAACAGACCCUGGCAGCCACGGUCAUGAGCAUUGCAAGCAGUGGUCCGCUUUGAAAGCAGUCUUGCAAAGCCUGGGCAUUGAUGGGGUCGAUGAUUUGAAACGGUGGCAGAUCAUUUGGAGCAAGUGCGAGGUCGAACAAAUUAACCUCCCUGGCCACGAGAAGGUGCACGGCGCCUUAGACGAGCGCCUUGGAGAGCUCACCUCCUUGCAGAUCCUCGACCUGCGUGACACUGAAGGCCUCGCAGGUUCCUUGUCGCACCUCCAAGGCCUGACGAACUUGAUUGCCCUCUACUUGAGCGGAAGCCACGUGGCGGGCGACCUCUCCAGCCUUCGCAACCUGACCGAGCUGAACACCCUCGUGCUGGACGGCACCAACAUCACAGGUGACCUCUCCAGCCUUCGGAACCGGACAAAGCUGAGAUGGCUCCAGCUCGACGGCACCAAGGUCACAGGUGAUUUGUCGAGUCUCCGCGCUUCCACGGGUCUAUUCAGACUUGGCCUCAGCAAUACUCAAGUCGUCGGUGACCUUAGCGAUCUUCACCUCGACCUGGAGUUUCUUGACCUCAGCCACACCGCAGUUGCCGGGAAGAUCUCUGGUCUGCAGAAGCUUACUAAGAUGUCGCAUCUUGCCUUGAGCGACAGCGACGUUUCCGGCGACAUCUCCAGUCUCAAAGCACUCUCCAGCUUGAAGCAGAUUGACCUGAGCCACACAAUCGUGGCUGGAGACAUGGCGGUGCUUUUGCACUGGAAGCAGAUCACGAGCGUGAAACUUGAGCAUGCCAAGGUUUCAGGACGGCUCAACACCUCCUGGCUAGGGAAAGCACAAAUGCUAAGGACAUUGAAGCUUUCAUACAGUGAAGUAUCAUUCCUUCCGGCAGCUGGAGAUAAGGGUGAUCUUGAAAAAUUGUUAUUACUCAAUUCUCUUGAAGAGGAUGUCACAUGGUUGCCACAGCUGAACAUGUUGGAGCUGAGCGGAUGUCCACUUCAGGGUGACGUCAUGGACCUACUGUGGUUGCUUCGCAAGUGCCCGAAUAUCGCUAGCAUCAAGGCCACCAAUUCCCGUUUGACUGGGUCGUUGCGGUCUUUGCGGGGUCAGCGUUUGGCUCGUAGCCUUCAAACCCUGGACCUGGCAGCCAACAAUGUGUCCGAGAUCGAUGACCUGCCGGAGAACCUGCAGGUGUUGAUCUUGACCGGGAACCCCAUGGUGCGCUUCGCAGAUGGUGUGCUACGGAGAGCUGUGAAAGCUGGCACCUUCCUAGACCUGCAGAAUGUUGAGCUAUCCAACAAGGCAGAAGCUCGAGAACUGGUGCUGGAGGGCUUAUUGAAUAAGACACCUCACAAUUCCUCUGACACCGCAGGUGGAUACUCUUGCUACUCCAUUGAAUCCACAAGUCUGCAGGUGACACCUGCGCUGUUUCUUCCAGACGAGCUUUGCAGCUGCUCGCCCGGAUUUGCUGGAAGGGGAGUAGGUUGCACAACAUGUCCAAGCGACACAUACGCAGAAGCCUACGGCACUAGAAGGUGCACACCCUGCCCCAAGGGCAGCACAGCUGACGAAAGCAAGACAAGUUGUCGUUGCCUCUCCGGAGGGACCUUCCACUCACAUAGUUCUCCUGCAUGUCAAUGCUCCUCAGGGCAUGCGUCGAAUGUCAGCGCUUUGGAUGAAGGAAGCGAGAAAGAGGUGUGUGUCCCUUGCCACACCAACCACCUGGUUUGCUCCGAGUACGGGAUGCACCUGAUCUCUGCUCCGCCCGAAGUGGGCUUCGCUCGGCUCACGUCCAACGACACGGUGGCCGUGGCAUGCCUGCCACCGAAAGACAUCAGAUGCAACAGCUCGCAGGGCAAUGGCCUGGUUGAUUCAGAAUGUGGAGCUGGCUAUCGUGGGAUCCUUUGCUCAGAUUGUCAGGACAGCCACUACUUCUCCAAUAAGCUUUGUGAACCCUGCCCAGAUGAAGAUCAGAGUUUGCACAGUUGGCAAGUAGCUGCAUUGGCAGCUGGAGUUGCAGUGAUUGGCCUGGUUUUGGCCUGCUUGCGGAUGCGCUGGACAUCAGCAGAUGCAGAGGCUCCCUUUUCAGCCAUGGAUGCCUUGAAGGAACAGCUGAAGCAACAAGCCCCGGUCCUUCUGCAAACAUGUCAGCUCUGGGCCGUCCUGGCCCUGCUGAUGCAAGGCGAACGGCAGCCAGAGGGAACAGCAGAUUCCUCCUGGGAAGUGCCAUUUGUGGAGGCAUCCCAGCUCUCAGUUGCGAGUCUCAAAGGAGCUUUGAACCUUCAAUGCAAAUUCCAUGGUGCCACAGUUCGAUGGGCUUCUGCAGUGGUGGCACCAGUGGCUCCAAUGGUGAUGUUGCUUUUCUGCGUGGCCAUGGAAUUCAUCAACCAUGGAUUUGGCAUUGCCGCAGCACUCAAGGCCUCACCGUGUGGGGAAGAUGAUCGACGAUCGUCUUCACACGGAAAGCAAUUUGAGGGAUCAUCAGGCGCUCACGCUGUUUUACGUGGGCGGCGCAUCCGGCGCUUCAAGGCUCUUGACCUGCCAGAGAGUGGGCGGCGAUCAAACCAACCUUCCGGAAACGUUGAUGUUUCGAAAAUGGCUCCCGCAUUUGCGGUGCUACGACUCCUCUUUGGACUACUUGGACGCGAUUGGUUAUGCGAGUUCCUUCUUCUACGGUGUUGGUGUACCCUGCGCCUUGGCUUACUUGUACACAAGGCAGCAUUUGGCCCUUCUACCAGGCAAGACCAUGGUGGCUUCAGCAUCGGAGGACGAGAAUCUGGAGCUGCGAUUGAGCAUGGUGAAGGUCUCUUCGCAGGAGAAAGUGCAGUCAACGUUGCCAGGUGUCUGCUCGCGGCGUCAGCAUCCCACAUUGCCAUACGGAUGAAAGGGCAUCGAGUCCGUGUGGUAUUGAAGGAUGGGAUGGUGAUUGCAACCAUGGCAGGCGACGCAUCAAGAAACGACAGCUCCGACCAUGUCACCAAUCUGCUGAGCAUCGUUGGUGAGGUGGACAAGAAGGAUACGGUGAAGAGCCGUGAACUAGCAGAGGCCAUGAUGGAUCGCUACCUUUUGGAAGAAGCAGAGUCUUCCGAUCGCGCCUUGGCUGGAUCCAAGAGUUUCCUCGCCAAAUAUACUCGCUUUCGAAGCCUCUAUAUGGAAAUAAUCCAGAAGUUGGUAGCGGUUGCCUUGGUGUCAGUGGUGGGAAGCGAAGAUGGACUGCAGUUGACAUUGGCCAUCACCUUGCUCAUGGCAGCUGCAAGUGGCAUGAUUCAGCCUUUCUUGCAGCCACAGGUCAACAUUCUUCAGUGUGGCUGCUUCAUUUGCCUCGCUGUGGCGGCGGUGAGCUUCAGUUUCCAUAAGACCUGGCUGAGCCGCGUCGCCUUGGUGAUGCCCUUCCUCUUGAGCGCCAUCUUGGCCCUGCGACCCGAUAGCACGGAGAGCUUGGCGGUGCGGAUUUGGCAGAAGCUGAAGAAGGAGAUCUUGAAGUUGGAAGAAGGCGAGUCUGUGGAGAUUCUCGUGGAAGCUCGGUCUGGACCCAGCGCAGCUCACCUCCGCUUCUGGAAUGCUGCAGCUGUCAGACAAGCCGUGGAGACUGCCACCUUGCAGGAGGGACGUGGCAUGAUCGAUCAGCUCCAAGAGGGACGUUUGGACCCAGAUCCUCAUGACGCAAGCCUCAGCAGUUGGCUUGAAGUGUGCAGUUUGCCAGCUGUUGCACUGCCCAUGCCACGUGCGCAUCCGCAAUGA
Messenger RNA from Durusdinium trenchii, 3822 nucleotides. Lineage: Eukaryota; Dinophyceae; Suessiales; Symbiodiniaceae. The record is from the annotation of a GenBank genome assembly.